AUGCGACUUUUCUUCGCGCCUGCUCAAGGACCAUGGAAAGUUGGGCUAUGGACGGACAAUGGGAAACAGUCGGAAAGCAGAGGGCCGCAACGUCCGUGUUCGAGAUGUAAGAGUACCAACAAGGAGCAGGCGUGUGUCGAUGUUCAGCACAAGAAACGGGGUAGGCCGCGGCUACGUGACGACAGCCAGUCAAGAUUUGAGGGUUCGAGGCUCGGAAGUGCCGCAGAUGCGAUGCGGAGACCGUUGUCAUCGGCCUUCGGCACCGGAUCGUCGCUGGGUAUGGCUUACGAUGAUAGUCUCCGGCAGACUCAGUCGUACCGCGUACUGAAAUCUCAGCCAGCCGAGCCGAUUGCCCCGAGGUUCCUCGACCGCGGUCUUCCCUCCGACGCGAACAUCUACCCUCCACCCUUGUCCAUCACAGCUCCGCGGGCGACUGACGAAUCGGUUGCUUUCUUAACGAUCAACCUCGAAUUUUCGAAGGCAUCACCUUCGUUCCUGAACGUCGUAAGACGGACUUCGGUAAAGGGGCUGAAACUUGCGGAUAUACUCACGGCUGAGGACCGACCCAAGGCCACCAGGCUUGAACGGCAAGCGAAAGACGAACAGGCUAGAAAGGAGCCGACGUACCUGCCGCCUAUGUUCAGCAGUGAACGGGGAGAGACUGUGAUGCAAAGUCUUGGCUUCUCUCCAGAAGAGGUGUCAAGAUACUCGCUUCCUUGGUUAGAUACUUUCAACAUUAUGGGGGACGACGGACAAGGGCAUCCAAUUCCCAUGCGCGCAGGCCUGGACAAGCUAGAUUCGAUAUACUUCGUCGUGCUAUUGUUGAAUCCGGGACCUUCCGGGCCCCGACGCUUGUACCCCACGCCAUCCCCGAGUAUAAGGGACCCGGCGUAUUCGUAUGAGACGCCAAUGCAGUCUUAUUCACAGCCAACGCCGCUCUCAGCGACGUUUGACUUGAGGCAGCCUCGGCAUGGAGAUGCUGGAUACGAAACCCGGCAGCCGGGUAUGGUCAGUGCGCCGCCGCGCAUCAUAUCAGGCACAAGCUCCGGCUUUCCACCCACAUACGCGGCGUCGCCCAGCAGACCCGACUACCCUAGCACGCCGAGCUCAUAUCAGGUCCCCCGGAGUGAAGCGCCGUCGGAUGGUCGUCCGUCAUCGCAGGCGGCGGACUUCCAGCUCCCGCCACUACCCCAAAUCAGAAGUUCAUCCGGGAGCAACCCUCAACCUCUAGAGCCACCGCUAUUUCAGCAUCGGGAGGGACGUUCUCGCGUAGACAUCAGCGGGCUUCUCGAGCAACCGACUGCGGCCAGAAAUCCGCCAAGAGAGUGA
This is a messenger RNA of Canariomyces notabilis, 1329 nucleotides long. RefSeq lists its product as uncharacterized. Bases 1 to 1329 code for a protein of 442 amino acids. The transcript is spliced from 2 exons. Lineage: Eukaryota; Fungi; Ascomycota; Sordariomycetes; Sordariales; Chaetomiaceae. The record is from RefSeq and is a predicted model, not a curated record.